This is a messenger RNA of Prunus armeniaca (apricot), 381 nucleotides long. The record is from the annotation of a GenBank genome assembly. Lineage: Eukaryota; Viridiplantae; Streptophyta; Magnoliopsida; Rosales; Rosaceae.
AUGGCUUUAUCUGCAUCUUCUUUCUUGAUGACUACUCCAACUUCAACUUCGAAUGAAAAUCCAAUUGGAAAUACUAGUCAACCACAAACUGAUACACCUUCAACUUCUAAUGGGCCCGAUACUCUCAAGCCUUCAAAUGCUGAAGUGUUGCCACAAGAAACCAAAGCCAAUGAUUCUGCACCUAUUGAAGAAGGUGAGAGAAAACCUGCUAGACCUCCUUCAAUUAUUUGGGAGCACUUUAUUAAAAUGCAAGAUGAUCCAAAAAAUCCUAAGGCAAAAUACAAAUAUUGCAAUAAAGUGUAUGCAUGUGGUAGCAAAAGAAAUGGGAUAUCAAACUUGUUGAGUCAUUUGGAAAAUCAAUGUAAAGAGUAUCUAGGUUGA